Messenger RNA from Pestalotiopsis fici W106-1, 1002 nucleotides. RefSeq lists its product as uncharacterized. The transcript has a single exon. Gene Ontology annotation, biological process: 'de novo' pyrimidine nucleobase biosynthetic process; pyrimidine nucleotide biosynthetic process. Gene Ontology annotation, molecular function: dihydroorotate dehydrogenase activity. Bases 1 to 1002 code for a protein of 333 amino acids. The record is from RefSeq and is a predicted model, not a curated record. Lineage: Eukaryota; Fungi; Ascomycota; Sordariomycetes; Amphisphaeriales; Sporocadaceae. Gene Ontology annotation, cellular component: cytoplasm.
AUGGAUUCGGAAGUACCUGGCAUCGAGAUCAACCCGCCACUGUUAAACUCGGCCAACCCGUGGGCAACGACACAUCGUGACUUGGAGGCAUUAUUCAAGUGCCCCUCACUUGGCGCAAUCACGACGCGGACCGCUCUUUUAAAUGGCUUCAAGCAUGAUGCCGCUGUUCAUCAAUACACGUUUUUUGACACCGUGACACACGCACCCAACGAGGAUUUGAAAAAUGUCAAGGACGAGGAAACAUCAAGCCUAAACACCCUUGGCUAUAGCCCUUAUCUACUCAGGGAGUACCUAUCCUACAUCAAGGCGUUAUCGGAUGAUCUGUCGGAACCUUCAACAAAGCUAAUUAUCGUCUCCGUUACUGGGUCCCCCGACGAGGUGGCGGAAUGCUACCGUCUUGUUGCGGACCACAGCAAGGUGGUCAAGAUGCCUCUGGCGGUCGAGAUCAACCUGAGCUGUCCCAAUAUCCCCAACGCACCGCCGCCGGCCUAUUCUGGGGACAUGCUGAUGCUGUAUCUGAAAGCGCUGCGGGAGAUCAUCUCCGGUGGUGAGAUCCCGAGGAUUCCAUUUGGCCUCAAGACGCCGCCGUAUACCCACGCCGGCCAGUUUGAAGCCAUUGUCGCGGCCCUGCGAUCUCAGGGCGCGCCUUGCCCCGUCACCUUCCUGACGGCAACAAAUACUUUGGGCUCUUGUCUGGUGCUUUCGGACAUCGACUCACAGGCUGGAGGGCCGAAACUACCUGGGCCAGGUAUUGGCGGCAUGGCCGGCGCCGCCCUUCACCCCUUGGCCCUCGGCAAUGUCGCCACGAUGCGGAACAUGCUGGAUCAAGCUGCCGAGACCAAGGAUGUAAAGAUUAUUGGCAUUGGUGGAGUCGAAGAUGCUUCGGGGUAUAAACGCAUGAAGAGUGUUGGCGCUUGUGCUGUGGGAGUUGGUACUGCUCUGGGACGGAAGGGACUGAAAGUCUUUGAAGAGAUUGAGACCGGCCUAAAGGGUGAGUUGUAA